Molecule: messenger RNA, 4562 nt
Organism: Glycine soja
Lineage: Eukaryota; Viridiplantae; Streptophyta; Magnoliopsida; Fabales; Fabaceae
Product: myb-like protein X
Exons: 7
Coding region: 1236-4289 (1017 amino acids)
Source: RefSeq, a predicted model, not a curated record
ACACCACUCAUUCGGUUAAAUCACAGAACAGCCCCACCUUGCUCAUGCUAUACUACCAAGCUUCUCUGAUGAAUCAGAAUCAUAUGGUAUGAUCCCAUUCAUGUCUCAAACAUAAGCCAUGAUGCUAAAUGCCAUGCUUAUGAUUCUUGAUCUAGGUUGGUGCCAUCACAUUAUUCUAUAGCACCCACUUCCCCUUCUCAUGUUUUGUUGAAGAUUUCUUUGAUUCCUAUGUAUAACUGGUGCGGUUUGGAAGACUUUCAGCGGUUCAGUCCACAAGAUCACUCAUGCAGGGAAGGCAACUGAACAACUUUGCCAGUAUUAGCAUGAACUCUAGCUGGUAAACUCCUCAGAUUUUGACCAUAUAUAAAGACACGCUGCUACUCUGCUAGACUCCAAAUCUUCAUGCUGUCAGAAUUCUUGUUAGUCACCGUUUCAAUGAUCAUGAGUGGAGUUGGUUUCAUGACCACAAAUCAGAGGCAGUGGGACGUAUUAUGUACCUAGAUUUAAAACAAAUAAACAAAUAAAACAAACCCUAAGUCUUCUUAUCCCUGCCAAUCUUUCAUUUUGCUAACCAUGCAAGACAUUGACCGACCCACUGAAUCCAAACACCACCCACUAAUUCCAAGUUAGUGAACAAAUAAAAAAAUUGCCUUAAAGGAAGUACAGUGUCCACUUCAACUCUCUCACACGUGUCAAACAGAAUAGCCCGUACAACCACAAAAACCCACAUAACUGUUAAGGAAACUACUUUAACUGCUAUUGCUACCAAAGCAAACCAAGUGCAAUCAAAAUUCUCUUUCCUCGUCUGUUAAUAAUCCGAUAGAACUCUGUUAUUCAUAAUAGUUCUAUAGUUUGAACAGAAUAAUAAUAAAUCUAGUGGUAAUAAUUUAUAAUAAUUCUAUCCGAUUAGAUAAAAAAUAUUGUCUCCCAUGAUCGAUAUCUAUGGUCUAUACCAAAAAAAAAAAAAAACUCGAACGUUGCUUUCUUUCCUUGUACAGAUGUGCACAAUCUUCUCCCACAAUCUCGCUCUUUUGGUCGGAAAAUAAAUCAUCAUGCCCAGAUCUUGUCCUGCCACUGAUUUCGCUGUCCUCAAGUGGGAAGAGUCCACUCUCCAACAAUGAAUGUUUGAAAUGGAAAAUUUACAUGACCAAAGUCUUCUUUACCUUCUAAUUUGGUUGGAAUUUUCGUGGACAUGAAAACAAGGCCUUUCAUUUCCCAAGGUUGAUUUGGAUUGGAUGAUGAUGGGUACUAAGAGCCUCUUUAUGCUUAAGUCCCACAUUGAUUCCAUCAACUUACGAGUUGUGAACGAUUUUGUUUGUGUGAACAUGUUGUGGGCCUUUGCUUCUCUGCGGGUGUUUGUUUGCAACUAUGUUUUCUAUGCUUUUGGAUUGUUGCUGAGAUAUCUCUUCAGGUUUCUUCAUUUGGGAGAUGCAAAAGAUGAUAUUAUUGUUCAGAGACUACAACAUGUUGAGAAGAACCGGGUUUCUGAUUCUGAGAUUGAUGGGUUCCGAGAGGAGCUUGCUAGUUUUCUGUUUUGGAGUGAAGAUUUUCAUGAAGAGACAGAGGGAGAAACAGAGAGCUCUGUUUCUUUCAUGGAGGUUGCUCCUGAAAGUGAGAGAAGAGAUGGAGAGACAGAGUUCUCUGCUUUUUCCAUGGAGAUUACUCCUGAAAGUGAGAAAAGAAAUGUUGAAACAGAUUGCUCUGUUUUUAUGGACAUCCACUGUGAUGCUCAUGAAGAUGGGGUGAAAACAGAGGUGCCCACAGAGAGCUCUGUUUCAGAAGAGAUUGAUUCUGACAUUCGUGAAGGUGGUAUGAGUAGGGGAAUAGAAGAAGAAGGAUUUGUUUUCAUGAAGAGUGAGUCAGAAAACUCUAUUAUUCAUGAAAAUAGUCACGAAGUUGGAAAAGAAACAGAUGAACUUUUUUCCAAGGAAACCAACUCAGAUGUUCAUCAACAUGGUAAAAAAAUUGAUGAAGAUGAAAUAGAGAACUUUGUUUACUUGGAGAAUGACUCUGGUCUCCAUCAUAGAAUUAUGAAGAGGGAAGAAGAAGAAGAAAUUGAUGAACCUGUUUCUGCGGAGAUUGAUUCUGUUGUUCAUGAAGAAUUCAAGAAAAUUGAUGAAAAUGAAACUGGGAGUGGUGCUUUAAUGGAGAAUGUCUCUAGUGAAACUGUAAAUGACGAUGGUGAGAAAAUAGAUGAAAAUGAGGACUCUGUUUUCGAGGAACAAGAGUCUAAUGUUCAUGGAGAUGAUACAAAGAGAGAAGAAAAAGAAGAAGAAACAAAUGUGCCUGUUUUGGGGGACAGUAACUCUGUAACAACCACAAGUAAGUGCGAGUACUUAUCAGGAAAAGAUAUAAGUGGGUUCAUGGAGGAACCAACAACAUUGAGGUUCAGUUUUCGAGAAUUUUACAUGGGUCCAGAUGUUUCAACCGUUUCUGACAAUGCAUAUGCCAGCACAAAAAUUAUUGCCGACAAGGAAUUUUCAGAGUUUGGUUCAGAGAAAAAGCCUCUGGCUCAAGCACAAACAGAGGACUCUGUUCAAGAAGAGGUUUCAGCACCUUCUACCCAUAUCCCUCUUCACUUUGAGAGUGAGAUGUUUGGUGGAUCCGAUUCAUCCGAUGAAGAUUAUUUUCUUUACAACGAAAACUCGGUGACAUCGGAUUCGGAGUCAGAGUCGUCUAGCUCAAGUGGUCUGAACUGGGGCAACAGCAACAAAAUGGAUGAUUCAAUUGUAUACCAGUUUCUGGGUGGUAAAAAUGGUGGUGAAGGAUUUCAACCUGAGAUUCUGAAGCUAAUGAUGAGAGAAGAAAGAGCAGAAGAUGUGGAGGAGAAGCAUUCUUCAUGUGAUGGAAAAGUUUCAGAAUUUAGUGCUCAUGGCAUUUAUUCUAAAGAUGGGUAUGUGGAAAUGGAACCUUGCAUGAAGGGUUUGAAGUCCUUAAAAGCACAUGGUUUUGGUGGUAAAGAAUCUAAAAAAGCUGUGGUUAAAGAUCAAAGAGAAGGUUCAAAAAACAAAGAAGAAGAGGUGUGUAGGAAUGGCUUGAAGAGAAAUGAAGAAAUUAGGUGGGAAGAUGAAUUGAGUGAUUCAGAAUCAGAUGAGGGUGACUUUGAAUGGGAGCAUGAUGAUUUAGUUGAACAGCUGAAAUUGGAAUUGAAAAAUUCAAGGCAAGGAGGACUUGCCACAAUUUUAGAAGAAGUGGAAGAGGCGAACGAAGAGGAAGAGGUGGUGGCGUUUGAAGAGGAAGAAAGAGUGUCCCCAAGAGUGGUUGAAGAUCCAAAGCCAAUGGAAAUUGAAGAGAAGCUUGAAUACAAGGAUCAAAUUGAUGAAAUUCAUAUAGUUUACAAGAGCUAUGCAGAGAAGAUGAAGAAACUUGAUAUCUUGAAUUACCAGACCAUGCACGCAUUAGGUCUUCUUCAACUAAAAGACCCUCUAAAAUUAAUUUCAUUACCAAAAUCCGCAAUCCAAGGUGCAAAGCCUGUAAUCUCUCAGAACUUGUGGCCACGCAAAGCUUCAAAGAACUCAUCAGAUCCAUUGGUGAAGCUUGUUCAUGAACUGCAUAGAGAUUUGGAAUUAGUAUAUGUUGGGCAAGUUUGCCUCUCUUGGGAAAUCCUUUGUUGGCAACACAAGAAAGCCCUUGAGUUGCAACAAUAUGAUUCACAAGGGUCUCAUAGUCAUAGGUAUAACCAUGUUGCUGGUGAAUUUCAACUUUUUCAAGUCCUAGUUCAGAGAUUCAUAGAGAAUGAGCCAUUUCAAGGCCCUAGGCUACAGAACUAUGUCAAGAACCGUUGUGUGAUUCGCAACUUGCUCCAAGUUCCAGGCAUUAAAGAUGAUAGUAAAGGGGAUGAAGAAGAGGAUGCUAUUGCAAGUGGAAAGUUGGCAGAUAUCAUCAAGGAAUCAAUGAGGGUGUUCUGGGAAUUUGUUCGAGCAGAUAAAGAUUAUGGGAAUGUGAUCUUUAAAGCUUCUCAGCACAACAGAAUUGAUCUUAAAGACCCUAUAAUUUCUGGUCUUAUGGUGGACAUUAAAACACAACUACAGAAAAAGGACAGAAGGCUCAAGGACAUAGUGAGAACCGGGAAUUGCAUAGUUAAGAAGUUCCAAAAGCACCAUGAGGAUCAACUUGAUCAUGAGCAAUUGGUUGCUCAGGUGGGGUUGAGAUUGAUUUCAAGGGUGGUAAACAUGUCCAAAUUGAGAAAAGAACAGCUAAUAUGGUGUAAUGAAAAGUUACACCGAAUCAAGUUUUUGAGCAGGAAGAUUGUCCAGGUGGAACCUUCCUUCUUGCUUUUUCCAUGUUGACUCAAGUCAAUUUGUUCUCAAUUGUAGAGGAAGAGAAGUGCUAGAGGAAUAGAGAUAGGGAUACCUUUUCACAGAAAAAUUAUAUCCUAGCUUACACAGAAAUUGAGACACACGUCGCAGAAUUCUCAGUGUAUAUAUAUAAGCUUGUUGCUUAUACGUCAUGGUAAUAUAAUAAAUGCCAAGCUGAUCUUUGGAAUAAUUUUUUUAUUUUAUGUCCAAAAAUAUUGUAGUAUUAUUGAACAUAAAAAAAAAUACUAAAAAUGUUCUCAUAAA